UGUGUCCCAGUUGUGUCCUGCAAUUUUUUUUUUUUUUUUUAGAAAGGAUACAAUUGGGAACAUGCGUGCAAAAGUCAUAGAUGUUUCUCAUAUACGUCAUCACAAAUGAAUUGUCCGUGCUUUCUAUGGUACUAAGUUCCAUCCAAUUGAAUAGAAUCCAAAAUAUUCCUACCGAAGGAGAAAAAAAAAAAAAAAAAAAUCCCAAGUAUGACUGGCAGUGAUUUGUAAUUCUGCCAAGUGUCACUUGGCACUGUAACUCAUACCUUACUAUAUAACCAGGCAUGGGGAGUGACAAGAAUUCGUAUCAGUUAUAAGAGAGUAUACUUAGCAGUUAGAAAGCUAGGCAUGACAACCAUUCAAAAGUCUCUUCUUCUAUUUCAUAUUCUUUUGCUCUCCUUACUUCCAGUGAGGAUCACAUCAUCUCCAACAACACAAGCAGAAGCUCUCAUCAAAUGGAAAAACAGUCUCUCUCCCUCUUCAUCUCUUAAUUCAUGGUACCUCACCAACCUCAACGAUCUUUGCAACUGGAUGCAAACCUCUCUGGCACACUUACCCAAUUUGACUUCACUUCAUUUUAUAAUCUCACCCACUUGGACCUCAACAACAACACACUUGGAGGAUCGAUACCACCAGCCAUCGGCAACCUCUGGAUGCUCACUUACUUGGACUUGGGAAACAACCAGUUUGAAGGAAACAUACCUACUGAGAUAGCACAGUUGACAGAGCUUCAGUAUCUUAGUCUUUACAACAACAGUCUCAAUGGUACCAUCCCCUAUCAACUCAGCAAUCUUCAAAAGGUAUGGUACUUAGACCUUGGAGCAAACUACUUAGUAUGUCUUGAUUGGUCCAACUUUUCAGGCAUGCCUUUCUUGACCCACCUCAACUUAAUGCUCAAUGAACUCACUUCUGAAUUCCCAGAGUUCAUAACAAAUUGCCAGAAUUUGACAUACCUUGACUUGUCUCAGAAUUAUUUGACAGGCCCAAUACCAGAAUUGGUAUAUACCAAUCUGAGCAAGCUCACACACUUCCACCUGACUAACAACCUGUUCCAAGGACCAUUGUCAUCAAAUAUUUCCAAGCUUUCCAAGCUCAUAGAACUUUGCCUAGGAAAUAAUAAUUUCUUUGGUCCAAUUCCUGGAGAAAUGGAUUUGAUGUCCGAUCUUCAAACACUUGAAUUGUAUAACAAUUCAUUCCAAGGGAUGAUUCCUUCCUCAAUAGGCCAGCUCAGGGAGCUUCAGUCCCUUGAUCUUGGAAAAAAUGCCUCGAAUUCCACAAUCCCUUCUGAGCUAGGCCUUUGUACCAACCUCACCUACUUGGCCUUAGCAGUGAACAAUCUCACUGGCCUGCUUCCUUUAUCAUUGUCCAAUCUGACCAAAAUUACCAAUUUGGGUUUAUCAGAUAACUCUCUUUCUGGUGAUAUUUCACCUAAUUUAAUUGCCAAUUGGACUCAAUUAGUCUCAUUGCAACUCCAAAAUAAUCAGUUCUCCGGGAAAAUUCCAUCAGAAAUAGGCCUGUUGACAAAGCUAAACUAUCUUCUUAUGUACAAUAAUACGCUCUCUGGAUCAAUUCCCUUAGAGAUAGGAAAUUUGAAAGAUCUAUUUGCUUUAGACCUUUCAGGGAACCAGCUUUCCGGUCCAAUUCCUCUGACAUUGUGGAAUCUCACAAACCUUCAAGUGUUACAGCUUUUCUAUAACAAUCUUAGUGGCAUACUUCCACCAGAGAUUGGAAAAAUGAAGUCUUUGGUUACUCUUGAUCUCAACACUAACCGAUUGUAUGGACAGUUGCCAGAAACCAUUUCUCAACUAAAUAGUUUGCAGUCAUUCUCUGUGUUCACCAAUAAUUUCUCUGGCAGCAUACCCACUGACUUUGGGAAGUAUAGUCCUGAUUUAAGCUACAUUAGCUUUUCAAACAACAGCUUCUUUGGGGCACUGCCAUCUGAAUUGUGCAGUGGUUUUGCUCUUGAAGAUUUAACAGUGAAUAGCAACGGCUUUACAGGAUCCUUGCCAGAGUGCUUGAGGAAUUGUUCGAAGCUACAUAGAGUCUGGCUUGAUGGGAAUAAAUUCACUGGAAACAUUACAGAAGCCUUUGGAGUUCAUCAAAAUCUUAAUUUCCUCGCUCUUAGGGACAACCAAUUUGUUGGUCAUCUCUCAUCAAUGUGGGGAGAGUGUAGAAAUCUCACCAAUUUACAGAUGGACAGAAAUAGAAUUUCUGGAAAAAUCCCUGUUGAGCUUGGGAAGUUAACCAAAUUGCAAGUUCUAACGCUGGACUCGAACAAACUGUCUGGGGAAAUUCCAGAUGAACUGGGAAAUCUAGGCCUGCUUUACAGGCUUAAUCUGAGCCAGAAUGAUAUGACAGGGGAGCUCCCUAAGAGUCUAGGCAAUUUAAGCAAGCUCCAGCUUCUUGAUUUUUCAGAGAACAGCCUGACUGGUAACAUACCAGUAGAGCUUGGCAAUUGUAAUGGCUUAUUGACCUUUAACUUAAGCCACAACAAGAUAUCUGGUGGCAUACCAUCCAAGCUUGGCAACCUAGUAUCACUGCAAUAUAUGUUGGAUCUCAGCAGUAAUUCCCUCUCCGGAACAAUACCUCAAAACCUUGGAAAGCUUACAGCGGUAGAGUAUCUCAAUCUUUCACAUAACCACCUCUCUGGGAGAAUCCCCGAAGCAUUAUCAAGCAUGGUUAGUCUACAUUCCAUUGAUUUUUCUUACAAUAACUUGACAGGUGAAAUCCCAACUGGUAAAAUUUUCCAGCAAGUGCCAGCAAAAUCUUAUGUUGGAAACUCAGGUCUUUGUGGAAAAGUAGAAGGAUUAACUCCCUGCAGUCCAGUAUCCCUUCCCCACAAAUCCUCAAAUACUACGAAAAAGGUCCUUAUUGGUGCCAUUGUUUGGGUUUCUGGAUUAUUAUGUCUUGCAACUGUUACUGUUGGAAUUCUAGUAUAUAGUCGAACCACCAAGUUCUAUGAUGAAGAGGGUAGUAGUAUAAAGUAUGAGAGAUUUGAAUCAAUGAUAUGGGAAAGAGAAGCAAAAUUUAUGUUUGGGGAUAUACUGAAUUCCACUGAGGACUUCAAUGAGAAGUACUGCAUUGGGAAAGGAGGAUUUGGAAGCGUUUACAAAGCGGUGUUGCCAACAGGUCAAGUUGUAGCAGUUAAAAGGCUUAACAUAUCAGACUCUAGUGACAUUCCCACAAUAAAUCGCCGAAGUUUUGAGAAUGAGAUACGAACUCUAACAGAGGUUAGGCAUCGACAUAUCAUUAAGCUAUAUGGCUUUUGUUCCUGGAAAGGAUGCUUGUUCUUGGUUUAUGAAUAUGUAGAGAGAGGUAGUCUAAGAAAAGUAUUGUAUGGGGUGGAAGGGGAAGCGGAACUAGGCUGGUCUACAAGGGUGAAAAUUGUGCAAGGAGUGGCUCAUGCUAUGGCCUACUUGCACCAUGAUUGCUUUCCGCCAAUUGUGCACCGAGAUGUGUCUUUGAACAACAUAUUGCUGGAAAUGGAAUUCGAACCACGGCUCUCAGAUUUUGGCACUGCGAGACUAUUAAGCUCAGAGUCAUCCAACUGGACAACAAUUGCUGGGUCUUAUGGUUACAUGGCUCCAGAACUUGCACUCACAAUGAGGGUCACAGAUAAGUGUGAUGUUUAUAGUUUUGGAGUGGUGGCAUUGGAAGUCAUGAUGGGAAGGCAUCCAGGGGAACUUCUAGCAUCCUUGUCAUCAUCAUCAUCAUCGACUACAACAACCUUAUUUGAAAACCAGGAAUUGCUUUUGAAGGAUACUCUAGACCAACGCCUUCCUCCUCCCACAGGUCAAUUGGCAGAGGCAGUGGUGUUUGUUGUCACCAUAGCCUUAGCAUGUACGCGUAGCACUCCAAAAUCACGACCAAAUAUGCGUUUUGUUGCACAAGAACUAUCAGCUCGAACCCACGCUUUUCAGUCUGAGCCAUUUGGCAUGAUUACUAUUAGCAAGCUAGCAGGCUUUCAAAAAUAAAACACUCUUUGGCUAGUGAGUGUGUUUUCUGGAUAUGGCCUAGGAGGGGUUGUGGCUAUGCUUACUAGAUCCUAGUUCAUAAUCUUAGGAAGUUAGGAUCAAAGUUUUCUUGAAAUGGCUUGUGUAAAAUUUUUUUUCUUAGUCUAUGCAAGUGCUGAGUGAAUAAGAUGUUCAAUCUCUAGGCUCAAAAUAAGAUUUCUUAUGGACUGGGAAAGAAUAUAUAUAAAAUUUUUAUUAUUUUCUAUGAUUGAAUAGUAAGAUCUAGAGCAUUCAAGGCUGUAACCUGUAACCUGUAAACAACUUUAUGGCUGUAGAACAUCUCAAUCGUUGUGUCAAGGUAUGUGGACAGUAUCUUAAACUCUUUAGACAUUUAAUGUCUUUUGGCAAGAAUGCAGAGUCUAAUUCAAUAUAGCAAUUCACUAAGCCUAAAAUAAGUUCUUCUCCUCCUCCUAUUUGGAUAUAUACACCUCUAGUCUAUAUAGAAAAGCUAUUCACAUUCUUUGUGUUCUUUACUCUUACUCUUUACAUAAACAUAGUAUUGGAAGUAAUGAUAGGAAGGCACCCAGGGGAACUCCUAGUGUCCCUAUCACCAUCGUUGAUGUCAACUACAACAACCUUAUUGGACAACCAAGAAUUGAUUUUGAAGGAUGUUAUAGAUCAACAGGUCAAUUGGCAGAGGCAGUGGUGAUUGCAGUCACCAUAACCUUCGCAUGCCUGUGUACCACUCCAGAGUGGCGACCAACCAUGCAUUUUGUUGCACAAGAACUAUCAGAUCGAACCCGCGCUUUUCUAUCUGAGCCGUUUGACAUGAUUUCCAUUAGCAAGCUUAUAGACUGGGAUGCACAGACGCGGCAUCCAACCCAGCGCACCCGCGUCCGACGCAGCGGGAUGCGACGACGCGGGAGAGACGCCGCAGACCGCGCGUCCGUGCUGCGUUGUGCCGCGUCCCGCCACGUGGCAGCUCCCGAAUCGGGCUGAUGCGGCUGAAAUCGGGGCCGACGCGGCCCAAAUCGGGCAGACUCGGUCCGUAUCGGCCGUAUCGGCCAUAUUGGUCAAUAUCGGCCGGCGGCCGAUACGGCCGAAACAGGCCGGAAUCGGCCGAAACAAGUCGAAAUCGACCGUGAAAAUCGCCGGAGA
Molecule: messenger RNA, 5108 nt
Organism: Quercus lobata
Lineage: Eukaryota; Viridiplantae; Streptophyta; Magnoliopsida; Fagales; Fagaceae
Product: MDIS1-interacting receptor like kinase 2-like
Exons: 3
Coding region: 492-3971 (1159 amino acids)
Biological process (GO): protein phosphorylation
Molecular function (GO): protein kinase activity; ATP binding; protein binding
Source: RefSeq, a predicted model, not a curated record